AUGGAGACAACGGAGGAAAAUGAUAUCGUGAUGGCUCAGGAGGAAUAUAACGAUGAGGAUGAGGAUCUAUUGAGUGAGGAGCUACUGGACAUGCACGAAGUGCCUAAUGUUGGACAAAAUUGGAGACGGUCGGCGUCAUUUAUCCUCGACAAACAUCAGAACAACAAACCCAUAUCUCUAACUCCCUCCAUCGACUCUCUUCCUCCACCAUCUGCUUCAAUGGCCAAUGAAAGCCCUAACCUUAAUCCUGUUUCGGCUUACUACCAAACCCGAGCGGCGCACCAUGGGAUCGUCACCAGCGACUGUCUAGAACAGGCUCAAGCAGCCGUUCGUCGCUACCCCAACCAAGAUUAUCCGGUCUCGGAAAGACCCUUUAGCGUGAUUGAGGAGUUCAACAACUGGAGAAAGCAGCCGGAUUUGGCGGAGGCUGUUGCGGCUAUUCGUGCUCUGGCGGCUGUUAUUAGGGCUAGCGAAGUGACUACGAUGAUGGAGCUCGAGAUUGAACUCAAGAAAGCUUCUGAUACUUUGAAAGCAUGGGACACAACUUCCAUAUCCUUAACAGCAGGAUGUGAUCUAUUCAUGCGGUACGUGACUCGAACAUCUGCAUUAGAAUUUGAGGAUUUCAAAUCAGCAAAAUCUCGCGUCCUUGGACGUGCUGAAAAAUUUGGAGAAAUAUCUAACAAGGCUCGAAAGAUCAUUGCAAUGCUUAGUCAAGAUUUCAUAUUUGAUGGGUGUACCAUACUGGUUCAUGGUUUCUCUAGAGUUGUAUUCGAGGUACUAAAGACAGCAGCUCAAAACAAACUCUUUCGAGUGUUGUGCACAGAGGGAAGGCCAGAUAAAACAGGUGUACUGUUAGCUAAGGAGCUUGCUAAGCUAGAUGUUCCAGUGAAGCUUCUAAUUGAUUCAGCUGUGGCCUAUUGCAUGGAUGAAGUAGAGAUGGUGUUUGUUGGAGCCGACGGAGUGGUUGAAAGUGGCGGUGUAAUUAACAUGAUGGGUACUUACCAAAUAGCGAUCGUCGCACACAGUAUGAACAAACCAGUCUCAAAGCUUUUGCAGAAACACUGUGACUCAUCGUCUAAUAUAUUGUUUUUCUUGCAGUUUGCACGGCUUUACCCGCUGGAUCAAAAGGACAUAGAGCCGGCCUUGCGACCUGUUAAUUUUGGUGUUUCUGUUCCUCCUAAGGUUGAGGUAGAAAGAUCUGCGAGAGACUACACUCCUCCUCAGUUCCUUACUCUGCUCUUUACUGAUCUUGGUGUUCUCACUCCAUCUGUAUUUGCACGGCUUUACCCGCUGGAUCAAAAGGACAUAGAGCCGGCCUUGCGACCUGUUAAUUUUGGUGUUUCUGUUCCUCCUAAGGUUGAGGUAGAAAGAUCUGCGAGAGACUACACUCCUCCUCAUUUCCUUACUCUGCUCUUUACUGAUCUUGGUGUUCUCACUCCAUCUGUAGUAAGUGAUGAGCUAAUUCAGCUUUACUCAUAA
Molecule: messenger RNA, 1479 nt
Organism: Eruca vesicaria subsp. sativa (arugula)
Lineage: Eukaryota; Viridiplantae; Streptophyta; Magnoliopsida; Brassicales; Brassicaceae
Source: the annotation of a GenBank genome assembly